UCUUCCAGCGACAAAAUGAAGCUCAUUGCUCUGAGUGUUGCUCUCCUGGGCGUUCUCCUAGCCCCCACCUUGGCUGAUAAUAAUGAAAACAACCAAGGGAAUGCGGGGGGCCGUUCCCAUCAGUCUGUGAGCAUUGACAAGCAAAAGAAGGUGGUCAACGUGGACAACAAUAAUGGAUGGCACUCCUGGAACAACAUUUUAGAUUACAGCACUGGCUUUAUGGCAACCCGGAUCCUCUCCAAGAAAGCUUGCUUUCUUACCAAAAUGAAUCAAGAUGUCAUGCCAGAUGUGACCACUCUUCCAGAAGCCAUCAGGGAAAAACAGAAGGAUCGUACCAAAGGGCCGGCACCCAAGAACCUCACUUACAGGGUUGCUCCCAAGAAGAUCACUAACCUGGCCCCAUAUGGGAAGAACAUCGAAGCCUUGUGCAGAGGGAUCCCUACCUAUGCUGCUUAUGAAUUCGCAGGAGAAAGUUCAGGAGCCUGUUUCCAAGCCAACAUCCUCUUCAUCUUGAGAAUCAGCCUUUGUGGGGGAGAAAGGAUGGCUUAA
Messenger RNA from Lacerta agilis (Sand lizard), 549 nucleotides. RefSeq names its product gastrokine 1 (gene GKN1). Gene Ontology annotation, biological process: regulation of cell population proliferation. The record is from RefSeq and is a predicted model, not a curated record. NCBI's taxonomy places the organism in Eukaryota, Metazoa, Chordata, Lepidosauria, Squamata, Lacertidae. The transcript is spliced from 6 exons. The coding region runs from base 16 to 549 and encodes 177 amino acids.